Messenger RNA from Corvus hawaiiensis (hawaiian crow), 556 nucleotides. RefSeq names its product serine/threonine-protein kinase PAK 3-like. NCBI's taxonomy places the organism in Eukaryota, Metazoa, Chordata, Aves, Passeriformes, Corvidae. The record is from RefSeq and is a predicted model, not a curated record. Gene Ontology annotation, molecular function: ATP binding; protein serine/threonine kinase activity. The coding region runs from base 152 to 556 and encodes 134 amino acids. Gene Ontology annotation, cellular component: cytoplasm. The transcript has 6 exons. Gene Ontology annotation, biological process: intracellular signal transduction; regulation of actin cytoskeleton organization; regulation of axonogenesis.
CACCUUUCUGACGGGCAAUCCUUUCUUGUCCCAGCUCUCUCUUGACGCGCGCUCUGCCGUUCAACGUGCCGCUGCACCGGCGCGGUCUGCAGCAGCCAGCACUCCCCCACAUGCCAGCACUUCGUCCAGCAGCCCAGCCCAGCAGCUGGAGAUGAGAGAGGAGCAGAGCCUGAGGAGACUGAGGAGCAUUGUGAGUCUGGGCGAGCCGAGGAGGAAAUACUCGGCGUUUGAAGAACUCGGACGAGGGGGUUUUGGAGCUGUUUAUAAAGCCCUCGACGCCAGCACAGGACAACAGGUGGCCAUCAAGAAAAUGGCGCUUCAAGAGGAGAUGUCCGAGGAGCUGGCUGUCAAUGAAAUCGUGGUCAUGAGGGACAGUAGGAACCCCAAUAUUGUUACCUACUUAGACAGCUACCUGGUCGACGGGGAGCUCUGGCUGGCGAUGGAGUUCAUGGACGGCGGCACGUUGUAUGAUGUACUCGGGGCAGUGUACCUCGAGGAAGGACAGAUAGGCGCUGGUCUGUCGGGAGCACUAGGAUGCUGCGCCCUGGCUCACUAG